GUGACAACGAUCAAGUAUUUUCAAGUCAUCUUGUCUCAAGUCAAGUCCCGCCUGGUAAAUUUUGAAGUGAAUUAAGGAGCCUUUUCGGCCAAUGUCUUCGGCAAACAAGAGGAGUUGCCUCGAUUCAACCAUUGCGUACACGACGUCGUCUCGAGGCACGAUGGAAAGCAACCCGAGCCAGGUGCUGAACAGCGAGCGUUUGCAGGCGCUGGAAAAGUGGCUGAAAACAACCAAUACAAAGGUCACUCAAGUUAAUGGCCAGCGAAAGUAUGGAGGACCACCUGAGGAGUGGAUUGGCCCACCCCCAGGAUACAACUGUGAGGUUUACAUCAAGCACAUCCCACGGGACUGCUACGAGGACCUGCUGAUUCCCCUUUUCAGCUCUGUGGGGCCACUGUGGGAGUUUCGACUGAUGAUGAACUUCAGCGGGCAAAACCGUGGAUUUGCGUAUGCCAAAUACGGCUCAGCGGAUGUAGCUAAAAAUGCUAUACACCAGCUACAUGGUCAGAUGCUUGAGCCCGGUUCGCAUAUAAGUGUCUACCGUAGCACAGAGAAGAGGCAACUCGUCAUCACUGAUUUGCCAGCCUUCACUCAGCAAGAUGAGCUUCUGCAGGUGCUACAUAGACUGAUAGAAGGGGUUGAGACCCUUUCCCUGAAGUCUCAACGUAGAAGAGAGGGUUUGACAGCUAUAGCUGUCUUCUCAUCUCACCAUGCUGCUUCUAUGGCAAAGAGGGUGCUGGAGGAAGCAUUUCAGAAGCAAUAUGGUUUAAGCAUCUCAGUCAGGUGGCUGUCCCAAAUGAAAGCAUGCUCCAAUGAGGUGCAACUUCCUCGUCGUCUGCAACACCAUCCGUCCAUUCCUGUGCAUUUGGGAAGAGCUGUGGGAGUACCCAUUGCCCCCAAAUCAAACUCCCGUCUGUGGUCCACAGCAUCUCCGAUGACCACCCUUGACAAGAUUUGUGCGGAGAUUGGAAUUGGUCUGCCACAGUUUGACCUGUUCUACAGCUAUGCUUGCCCUGACGGAUUACUCUGCUUUACCUAUACGGUGUGUAUCCCCAGGGCAGGCGCAGUUUUGCAAGGGCUGGUUAUGAUCUUGCCGGGAGCCACCGCCGCUACCACACUGGAGAGAGCUCACGAGGCUGCAGCUCAGCAGGUCCUGCAGUCUUUGAAUGUGAUGCAGUUUUCCACUAAUGGCAUCUGAUUAGACGUCCAUCCUCUCCUUGCGCCACUUUUUCAUGCUGUAUUUUCUCGUUCUUGAAGUGUUUUAUCUUGAUUGCUGUUUGUUCAUCGAUGCAUGUUUUU
Messenger RNA from Phycodurus eques (leafy seadragon), 1299 nucleotides. RefSeq names its product dead end protein 1-like. Gene Ontology annotation, biological process: mRNA stabilization; negative regulation of miRNA-mediated gene silencing. Bases 92 to 1198 code for a protein of 368 amino acids. Gene Ontology annotation, molecular function: mRNA binding. The transcript has 5 exons. NCBI's taxonomy places the organism in Eukaryota, Metazoa, Chordata, Actinopteri, Syngnathiformes, Syngnathidae. The record is from RefSeq and is a predicted model, not a curated record. Gene Ontology annotation, cellular component: cytoplasm; nucleus.